This is a messenger RNA of Prunus mume (Japanese apricot), 2398 nucleotides long. RefSeq names its product DNAse I-like superfamily protein. Gene Ontology annotation, biological process: phosphatidylinositol dephosphorylation. The record is from RefSeq and is a predicted model, not a curated record. Gene Ontology annotation, molecular function: inositol-polyphosphate 5-phosphatase activity; phosphatidylinositol-4,5-bisphosphate 5-phosphatase activity; phosphatidylinositol-3,4,5-trisphosphate 5-phosphatase activity. Lineage: Eukaryota; Viridiplantae; Streptophyta; Magnoliopsida; Rosales; Rosaceae.
CAUUUGUAAAAGGAAAUAGAAAGUGUUGGUCACACGGAGCUGAAAUUGGCCAUUAUUUCUGUAAAUCCAGAUAGCCUUAUGAAGCAGUGAAACAAUGAGAGAUGGGAAUUCCAAGAAAAGCAAGCUUUCAUGGCCCAAGACACUGGUCAAGAAGUGGUUCAAUAUUAAGAGCAAAGCCGAGGACUUUGACGCAGACGACGCCGUUUAUAGAGGUGGUGAUGAAGAGUGGAGGAACACCUAUUCAGAGAGGGAGGCAUGCACAAUCAAGAAAAGCAAAACAGAAAGAUUAAGUAAGAGGCACUCUGAUAGAGUCCGAAGGGGUAAGAUUGACAUGGACGCAUCACAAGUUACAGAUGUACACAAUUAUAGGAUCUUUGUAGCUACAUGGAAUGUGGCUGGAAAAUCUCCCCCAAGUGGUCUGAAUCUUGAAGAUUGGCUCCACACCUCUCCUCCUGCUGAUAUUUAUGUUCUUGGGUUUCAAGAAAUAGUUCCUUUGAAUGCUGGCAAUGUUUUGGGCACAGAAGAUAACGGUCCAGCUAAAAAGUGGCUAGCUCUUAUAAGGAAGACUCUAAAUAAUCUUCCUGGAACAAGUGGUGGUUGCCAUACACCUUCACCAAUUCCUGAUCCAAUUGUAGAAUUAGAUGCAGACUUUGAAGGAUCAACAAAGCAGAAGGCUUCCUCUUUCUUUCACCGCAGGUCCUUUCAGUCCUUGAGCCGCAGCAUGAGAAUGGACAAUGACAUGUCAAUGCCGCAAGCCCGACUUGAUCGACGAUUCAGUGUUUGUGAUCGGGUUAUGUUUGGGCACAGACCAAGUGAUUAUGACCCCAAUUACAGAUGGGGUUCCUCUGACGAUGAGAAUGGACCUGGUGAUUCACCUGUUGUCACACAGUAUUCACCAAUGUCCAACAGUGGGUCUUUCUCAUUGGAGGAUAGAGAUAGACAGCCAGGGAACUCAAGAUACUGCUUGGUUGCCAGCAAACAAAUGGUUGGUAUAUUUUUGACAGUAUGGGUAAAAAGUGAUCUUAGAGAUGAUGUCCGCAAUAUGAAAGUGUCUUGUGUUGGAAGAGGAUUAAUGGGAUAUCUUGGAAAUAAGGGUUCAAUUUCCAUUAGCAUGUCUUUGCACCAAACAAGGUUUUGCUUCAUCUGUAGUCAUCUGACCUCUGGCCAGAAGGAAGGAGAUGAACUUCGAAGAAAUUCUGAUGUCAUGGAGAUACUGAGGAAGACAAGGUUUCCCAGGGUUCAUGGCAUGGGAGAUGAAAACUCUCCUCAGACAAUACUAGAGCAUGAUCGAAUCAUUUGGCUUGGGGAUUUAAAUUAUCGCAUUGCCCUUUCUUACCGCUCUGCAAAAGCUCUUGUUGAGAUGCGCAACUGGAGGGCAUUGUUAGAGAAUGACCAGCUGAGGAUAGAGCAAAGACGAGGACGUGUCUUUGAGGGAUGGAGUGAAGGAAAGAUAUAUUUCCCUCCGACAUACAAAUAUUUAAAUAAUUCAGAUAGGUAUGCAGGUGAUGAUAGGCACGCCAAGGAGAAGCGAAGAACUCCAGCAUGGUGUGAUCGUAUAUUAUGGCACGGAAGAGGCAUUUAUCAAUUGUCUUAUGUUCGUGGGGAGUCAAGGUUCUCAGAUCAUAGGCCAGUUUACAGCGUAUUUCUGGCCGAGGUUGAGUCUAUUAACCGUAACCGAAUCAAGAAAAGCAUGAGUUGUUCCAGUUCCAGAAUUGAGGUAGAGGAGCUGUUACCACACUCACAUGGAUACAGAAACACUGACCUCAAUUUCUAUUGAAGGCUGGCCUUCCCUUUCUGUCCAGUAUGCUCAGCUCAGGACAACUGAAGCAGAAUUUAAUGCACUGUUACAUUACUUCAGGAAUUCCUACAGAUUCAAAAAUGCUAUUAGUGAAGUACAAAUUUUUCCUGGAAUUCCAGCUCCAUUUGACCUCCUGGAUCAGUUAGUGAAUCUUUGGUCCCCAAUUUGCAAGUAGGCACAGCGGCAAAGAAAAUUCUGCCAUGAUGGUGAUAAAGACAGUCUGUUGCCCACAAUCCAAAAGAAGGUUUCAAUUCUUUUCAUCCCAAUUGGCAAACUUGGAACUUUCUGACACAAUGGUUUUUAGUAGUGAUCUUGGUAAUGAGGAUGAGCUGAGCUGAUCCAUUUAGAGGCGCCAAGUUGGUUUGACAUCAAAUUUGUUGACAAUUCUUUUUGAAUAAAAAAUUAGAUAAAAUCAGUGAAGUGUCCAGUGGACUAUAAAUAUUAAAAAAAGAAGAAGAAAAAAGUAGAGGAGCAAAUCAACAGUGUUGCUUAGUGUUUUUUAUUAUUCAUUUCUGUUUUUGUCGUACUGGAUAGAGAGAAAAGAAGUGAGAUGUGAUUGAUACUCAUUGCUGGUGAAAGAAAAAAAGGGAAGUUGGAACA